GGCGCCGGCCCGUCCCCUCGCGGCCGCGGGGGCAGAGGGAGGGACGGAGGGCGGGGCGCGCGGGCGGCGCCGGGGAGGGGGUCGUGCGGGGGCGGUCCGCGGGCCGGGCGGGGGUCGGCGGGCUUCCGGGCGGUGGCGGCGGCGGGCGCGGCGCGAUGUGCGAGCGGGCGGCGCGCCUGUGCAGGGCCGGCGCGCACAGGCUGCUGCGGGAGCCGCCGCCGCAGGGCCGGGCGCUGGGCGGGCUGCUGCGCUGGGUGGGCGCCAGGAUGGGCGAGCCCCGGGCGCCGCUGGCCCCCGCCGUCCCCGCCGCGGACCCCGGCCCCAGCCCGGGCCCCGCCUCGCCGCGUGGGGGCACCGCGGUCAUCCUGGACAUUUUCCGCCGUGCGGACAAAAAUGAUGCGGCCCCUUUAAGGAGGAGCAGGAAGCGGUCUAAGAUCAGGGCCCAGCUGCCCCCAACCCACGAGAACUUCCAGCGGGUGCUGGUACCCAGGGCAACCGCAAGUGGAGGCCAAAGAGAUGACGGGAAGUUAUCCUUGGAGGAGUUCCAGCUCUUCUUUGCAGAUGGCGUCCUCAACGAGAAAGAACUAGAGGGUCUCUUCCACACCAUCGACUCCGACAAUACCAACCAUGUGGACACCAAGGAGCUGUGUGAUUACUUUGUGGACCACAUGGGGGACUAUGAGGACGUCCUGGCCUCCCUGGAGACCUUGAAUCACUCUGUCCUGAAGGCCAUGGGCUACACCAAGGAGGUGUAUGAAGGUGGGAGCAAUGUGGACCAGUUUGUGACACGCUUCCUCCUGAAGGAGACGGCCAAUCAGAUCCAGUCCCUGCUGAGCUCGGUGGAGAGCGCGGUGGAGGCCAUCGAAGAGCAGACCAGCCAGAUCCGACAGAACCACAGCAAACCCAGCCACAGCGUGGUGGAGACCUGGUCUGGGAGCUCCACUCCCCUCUAUGCCCACAACCACAAGCUCACGGCCGUGGAUCAAGGGAAGAGCUUCCCACUUGUCACCUCAGACUCCAAGGAGGAGGGCCUGGAAGCCCAGAUCAGCAGGUUGGCGGGGCUGAUAGGACGGCUGGAGAGCAAGACCCUUUGGUUUGACCUCCAGCAGCAUCUCUCGGAUGAAGAAGGCACCAACGUGCAUCUGCAGCUGGUCCGGCAGGAGAUGGCCGUGUGCCCUGAGCAGCUGGCCGAGUUCCUGGACUCCCUGCGUCAGUACCUGAGGGGCACCGCCGGAGCCAGGAACUGCUUCCACAUCGCUGCCGUGAGGCUGGCGGACGGCGUCACCUUCGUGGUCUACGAGUUCUGGGAGACGGAGGAGGAGUGGAAGAUGCACCUGCAGAGCCCCGUGUGCAAGGCGUUCCGGCACGUCAAGGUGGACACGCUGAGCCAGCCCGAGGCCCUCUCCCGGAUCUCCGUGCCAGCUGCCUGGUGCACCCGGGGCCGCGACUGAGCCCCUGCCCGAGGCCCCGCGGCCGAGCCCGCUGCCCUGCUCCCGCUGCUGAAGGACGUCCACUCUUUUCUAAAAACUGUGGUAUACGAGCGAGCUGCCUUUUCAAUAUACUUCCAAAUGAGAAGGUCUUUUCCUGCUGUUUGAAGUGAAGGAGAACCCUUGCCCCCCGCUUGUUGACAGAGCAGCAGCAUCUGAGCUGCUGGACCCUGCGGAAGCCAGAGAGGGCGGCGGUGACGGGGAGCGGCCCCCGCCCCCAGCGAGUGGCCACACCUGACCAGUCCCCACGUCCUCGGCCGGGCUCGCCCCUCACCGCCUCUCCCUUCUCUUGCCUCCUGGUUGCCACUCCUCCACCUGGUAGGAGCCGGGACCCUGUAGUGCCCCCCAGGCCCGGGCCGAGCCCGCAGGCGGCAGUAGACCCCAUGUAGCCAGUGCCCCGCUAGGCAAGCAGCCGCCCGGGACAGGCACCAAAUAAACUAGCGUUG
This is a messenger RNA of Balaenoptera acutorostrata (minke whale), 1933 nucleotides long. RefSeq names its product N-terminal EF-hand calcium binding protein 2 (gene NECAB2). The transcript has 15 exons. Gene Ontology annotation, molecular function: calcium ion binding. Gene Ontology annotation, biological process: regulation of amyloid precursor protein biosynthetic process. NCBI's taxonomy places the organism in Eukaryota, Metazoa, Chordata, Mammalia, Artiodactyla, Balaenopteridae. The record is from RefSeq and is a predicted model, not a curated record. Gene Ontology annotation, cellular component: cytoplasm. Bases 156 to 1451 code for a protein of 431 amino acids.